AUGCUUACAUGUGUUUGUUAUACUAGGUAUACCGGAAUCUUUGAUGCCCCGAUCUCGGUAGCUCGUUCGCCUUUUCAAUAUUUUGCAAGGGGUCGUGAUGUACUUGCGGCUUGGCGUGCUAUGAGACGACAUCGCUCACAAUUCGUAUGGUUCCGUUUUCUGUACAUGAUCUUUAGUAGAUAUAUCUACAUCAACACCUUCCGACGUAUCGCUCCAAUCAACAAGGUUCCGGUUGCGAAACGUAAAAGCAAAACGAGCUAA
Cooperia oncophora is the source of this 261-nucleotide messenger RNA. NCBI's taxonomy places the organism in Eukaryota, Metazoa, Nematoda, Chromadorea, Rhabditida, Trichostrongylidae. The record is from the annotation of a GenBank genome assembly.